CCGUCAAUCGUGCGCGUUGUGAGUGUGUUCGUACUCCAAUAAAUAAUUCUCAAUUAUAUUAAUCUUAAUAAACAAACGUCCUUAGAGUUUUUAAAAUAAUAAUCUCCUUUUUUUUAAACUUCGUCAUUUUUUUUUUUUUUUUCUAUAAAAAAUAUAAAUUUUUGAAAUUGUUUUUUUGAACGUGAAGUGUUACAAUUAUUUGAAAUUUUUUAGUUUUUUAAAAUAAGUGAUUUUAACACAAUGGGGUAUGUUAAAUGACAGGGUGGUUUACGAUGACAGUAUGGACGAUAAAAUUCCAUGGGGUUGAAAGUUUAAAUAUAAAUAAAUAAAUAAAUAAAUAAUAAUAGUAAUAGUAAAGUUAAAUUAAUAGUCACGUGAGUGAAUUGUGCGCGGGUUUUGUUUUAAAACGAAAAUAAAAAUCUUGAAGGUGCAACAGUCACGUGUUUUUUAGUGUGCGGGGGUGAUAAAAUAGCAACGAGAUGGAGACAAAUGAGAAUUGGCCGGAUGGCAGUAGAAAAAAUAUUGAAGCGACGGUACCUAAAAAAUUCCGUAAAGAAACUAACCGGACGGAAAUUGUUGGUCUAAAUUGGGCAAUGUUAUUUCUUUGUAUCGGUAGUAUUGGUAUAUCUGGUAUUCUUGCUUACCGUCAAAUUCAACUUGAAUCUAGAUUAACUAGUUUAGAGGGACGGUGUGAUCAUCAAGAGACAAGCGAAGUCAUUGUCAAGAGGCUUCGUCGCGAAGUACAAGAUGCAUUUUUAGGACAAAAAAUUCCUUAUCCCGAAGGAGGUAUCUUUAGAGUCAAGAGGGAUGUUAGUGAUUGCAAUUGUCCUGCCGGACCACCAGGUGAACCAGGGCCGCCAGGAAAACGGGGUAAAAAAGGAAAAAAAGGUGACGCUGGAGAAGCUGGACCACCUGGUGUUGCAGGGACUCCGGGCAAGAAUGGUUUUCCGGGUACCAAAGGUGACAAAGGCGAUGCUGGUUCGACGGGUCCAAUUGGAUUAGACGGGCCCAAAGGCGAUCCGGGUCGUCCAGGUGACAAAGGACAAAAAGGAGAAUUAGGAAGCCCCGGCUUUGAUGUCUUCUCAGCUGUAAAGGUAGCUACCAUAAACAAUGGGGACUCUAUCAGAAAAAAAAUACUACUAUACAGAAGAACGUAUCAGACGGGAUUGGGGUUAAAGAGGUCAGUGACAACGCUUCGCGGUGGGACACUUGGAUACGCGGAAAUCGUCGCAUUGAAGGGACUCCAAGAACGCGGACAUAAUAUAUCUGCCCAGACAAUUAUACAAUUGAAGGGAGAACCAGGAGAACCGGGACCACCAGGACCACCCGGACCUCAAGGAUCUGAAGGAAUAGCUGGUCAAGAUGGACGUCAAGGCAUCCCGGGAGAAGUAGGUCCUCCUGGUGAACGUGGUCCUGCGGGACCUGUUGGCCCUGCUGGACCUAUUGGGCCGCCUGGUACACCAGGACCUAAGGGUAAAUCCGGCGAUUAUGGACCCUCAGGAUUUCCAGGAUUACCAGGACAUCCAGGGAUUCCUGGUAUGCCAGGACGCAACGGAACACGAGGCUUACCGGGAAGACGUGGUGACAAAGGCGACAAGGGUGACCGUGGAUUGACAACUUCACUGGACGGCAAGCAGAUUCCUCUCGGGACAUUUGAAGGACCACCGGGUCCACCGGGACCACCUGGAGCUCAAGGCGAAAAGGGAGAUGUGGGUCCAAUCGGGCCACCCGGCCCGCCUGGCGAGAAGGGCGCCAGGGGCAAACAAGGCAAGAGGGCAUUGACCAAUGGCGAGUGCCGUUGUCCACGUUCGUUGAGAGUUGGUCUUCCCGGUUUACCAGGUGAUAAAGGGAGUCCUGGAAAUCCAGGCUUACCAGGACCCAAAGGAGAUUCCGGUGUGCCAGGAUCCCCUGGUGUUGAUGGAAUAAAUGGAGAAGCUGGUAUACAGGGUCCACCGGGAUUACCAGGAUUAGCUGGACCUAAAGGUGAAAAAGGAGAGUAUGGGGAUAUCGGUCCACCAGGUUUGAUGGGUCCACCAGGUUUACCUGGACCACCAGGAGCGCCGGGUAUUAAGGGAGAAAAAGGCGAUAAAGGAGAAUCGAAGUACAAAAAACUCAGAAGAAGACAGGGUGAUGGAACGUUCGAAGUUAACGCGGGUGAAGUGAUAAUGGGUCCACCCGGGCCACCAGGUCCAGCCGGUAAUCCAGGACUUCAAGGUCCGCCGGGUAUUAAAGGCGAUCGAGGACACGAUGGCGCUAAAGGCGAACCUGGUGAGAAAGGCGCCAAGGGUGAUCCUGGUCCAAUGGGACUACCUGGACCGAUGGGAUUAAGAGGUGAAGCAGGAAGACCUGGCGAUGCUGGAAAACCCGGGGCGAUGGGAACGCCGGGCUUAGAUGGUAUGAAGGGCGCACAAGGUGAACCGGGUAUCAAAGGUGAACGCGGUAAUUCAGGUCUACCCGGUACUGAUGGUAUUCCCGGUGCUCAGGGUUCCAAAGGCGACAAAGGUGCCCCAGGCGAAACCGGCGCGCAAGGUAAAAAAGGCCGUCGUGGGGACAAAGGUAUUAAAGGUGAUCAAGGUGUUCCGGGGCUUGAUGCACCAUGUCCACUUGGUGCUGACGGAUUACCACUUGCUGGUUGCGGUUGGCGUGCACCUCAGCAGGAUAUUGUGAGCACAAUGAGUCCAGCUCAUGAAGGACCAGAACCCGCUGAAACAGACUAUGAUGAACACGAAGAGGAUUACGAGGAAGAGUACACCGACCCGAGCGGGAAUUUGGCUGAAAAAUAAUAAUAGACCUAAAUAAAUAAUCAUAUUCUAUAACUAUAUUUUUUUAACGACAAACUAAAAUCCCUCAUACUAUUUACCAGCCUUAUAAAUAAAUAUAUAUUUAUAUAAUUGCGUACUAGGAUAAUCAAUGGAUUUCAAUGAUGAUUAUCGUCAAAACUAACUCACCCGUCAAAAAUUUUACAAAAGUGGUUAUUAGAAGAACAAUUUCAUCAACAGCAUCUAAAAAAACGCGAUCACAAAUUGCGUAACUGAGUAAAAUUUAAAAAAAAUAGUAUAUUUUUUAUUAAUAUAAAUAAUUAUUGUCCUUUCUCUACAUAUCCAAUUUAAAAUCCUCCCAUUUUUUUGUAAAAAUAAAACAGUCGUUUAAAAAAUAAUUUUAGUGUAAGUUAAAUAUAAACUGGUAAUUAAUUAGUAUAUUACGCACUAAGGGAGAAAAAUAGAACAUUCCGAGCCGCGUCAUUGGCUGCGCAGCCGAAGGCGACGGUAGCAAACACGGGAAUUGGGACCUUCUAUUUUUUUCCGUUUAAAUUAUUUUUCAAUAGAUCUGCAGCUGAAAGUUUAAAUUUUUGUCUCUAAGAAAAAUUAACGCAUGCGUCAAUUUACACGGGAAAAAAUUCCAGUUAAAUUUACGAUGCUAAUAUCGUAAUUUUUUCUAUUGAUUGUAGUGGUGGACUAUACCUGUAAAAUCAUAAUUUUUACGAUGUAGCAUUGGAAAUUUCAUUUAAGAAAUAAUACUUCAGACAAAUAACACAAAGUCUUAAGCUCUUUAGUAUAAAUUACGAUGUGAACAUCGUAAAAUUUGAGAAUUUGAUGUAAUAGAAAUUUUAAAUAAAAGUAUAAAAUAAUAAUCGCUCGGGCGGGUGUUGGAUUCGAACACGAGACCUUUCGAGUGCGAAGUGACCGAGGCCUUGGACCACUCGACCACAGAAGGGCCCACAAGUUCAGGUCGUGUUUAAGAUCCAUAUAAACGAUAUAAAUAAACAGUCAUAAGUCACGAGAACGCCUCUUACGGUGGACACAGUUACUAUUUAAAAAUUACGAUGUAACAUCGUAAUUUUUAUAACUUACAUCGUAUUAUAACAGAGGCAGCACUGUAAUAUUUAUUUUAUUCAAAAUUAAAUAGAAAGAUAAAUAUAGGAAUAAAUAUAGUUUUUGAAUUGUAAUUUUUAUUUUAUUCUCUUUACGAUGUUAACAUUGUAAAUUUUAAAUAAUUUUUAAUCCAAAAAGUCUUUGUUAAAAUUACGAUGUUAAAUAGUAAAAAAUGUAACCUACAUAGUAAAUUUUAGAAUAAGACAUUCGAAAAUUGAUGCUAAUGAAAGCAUAGUCCACGAUUACGGUGUUAAUAUCGUAAAUUUCGGUGGAAUUUUCUUUCCGUGUACGAGACGAAAAUUCGGGCACGAGAUAAAACGCGAUUUCAGACUAGGGAGUGGUAGCGCUCGCCUUUGGCUCGGGCAAUCAACUUCGUGACGGAAAUUAUCUUGUUUUAUCCCGUGCCGCGAAAUUUGAAUUUUCAGCUGCUGAGCUAUUGAAUAAUUUAAUGAAAAAUAAAAUAAGCUGAUAAGCUUUUGAAUAAAAAAUAUGUAAGUGGUGUAAAUAAAUGUACUUACAGUGCACCAAUAUAAUGUGCACGUGAGUUCGUGUAUAUAUUUGAUAAAAAAUAUAAUAAUGAAAUUUAAAAAUAAUAAUAAUUUCUAAAUUAAAAAAAAAAAAUUAAUAUUUAAAUAUAUGUAAUUUUAUUUUUUGUUUCAUUGUAACCAAUUGCCAUUAUUAAUAUUAUUAUACUAUUUAAUAUUGUAUUUUAUAUAUUAAUAUUUUUAUAUUAUAUAUUUGUAUUUCUAUUAUUACUGUAUGACUUUAAUAAAUUAUAAUCUUUAUAAUGAAUUAUCAAUUUAAAAAAUAUGUACACAUGUUAAUAUUUUAUAAUUAUAAUAAUAAAUAAUAAUUAUGAAUAUAUUUAAAAAUUGUAUCUUUAAUU
Molecule: messenger RNA, 4758 nt
Organism: Microplitis mediator
Lineage: Eukaryota; Metazoa; Arthropoda; Insecta; Hymenoptera; Braconidae
Product: collagen alpha chain CG42342-like
Exons: 29
Coding region: 480-2783 (767 amino acids)
Source: RefSeq, a predicted model, not a curated record